AAUUUAUCGAUUCAUAUUGCCGGUUACUUGUAAGCAACAAAUUAAACAUUCUACGUUGCUAAGGUUUAUAAGAUUUGAUAAUUUCCUGAUUUUGUAUUGAAGUCUGACUGUUUAACUUAUGUACCGCCAGUAUAAAGAAGCAAUGGGUGAUGGACGACCAGAAUUUCAAAGGUUAUCAACUAAUGUUGUACCAAUAAAUUAUAAAAUAACAUUAAUACCAGACCUAGACAAGUUUGUUUUUGAUGGCGAGGAAGUAGUUCAAGUCCAGAUCAAGAAACCUACCAAGACAAUUGUUCUCCAUUCUUUAGAUAUUAUAGUCAAGUCUGCUUAUUAUCAACAUGCUGAUUCAAAACAGAAGGAAGAAGGUAGAAUAAGUUAUGGUUCCACUGUAGAAGAAACUGCUAUUUUUACUUUUAGCAAUGACUUAAAGCAAGGAAAUGGCAGUCUAUUUUUAACCUUUUCGGGUGAAUUGAAUAAUAAAAUGAAAGGCUUUUAUAGAAGUCAGUACACCAAAUCAGAUGGAACAACAGCUUUUAAUGCUGUCACUCAUUUUGAGGCCACUGAUGCCAGGAGAGCUUUUCCAUGUUGUGAUGAACCAGCUGUUAAAGCCACGUUUGAUAUUUCUAUGAUUGUGCCCCAUGACAAGACUGCUCUAUCUAAUAUGCCAGUGAAGUCAGAUGUACCAAGUUCUGACAAGAAAAUGAAAACUGUCACUUUUGACACUACGCCUAUUAUGUCUACAUAUCUAAUAGCCUUUACUGUGGGGGAUUAUGAUUAUGUGGAAGGAACAGAUGCAGAUGGCAUUCUUGUUCGUAUUUAUACACCUGCUGGUAAAAAAGAACAGGGAAGAUUUGCUUUAGAUGUGGCUGUAAAAACUCUACCGUUCUAUUAUAAAUAUUUUGGUAUUAAAUAUAUGUUACCAAAAAUAGAUCUCCUGUCAGUUGCUGAUUUUGCUAUCGGUGCUAUGGAGAACUGGGGACUGUUAACAUUCAAGGAAGCUUUGAUCCUAGUUGAUCCAGAAAACAGUUCAGCUGUCAGUAAACAACAUGUAGCUCUAGUAGUAGGACAUGAGUUAGCUCACCAAUGGUUUGGGAACCUGGUUACCAUGGAUUGGUGGACAGAUCUGUGGCUAAAAGAAGGCUUUGCUACAUGGAUUGAGUAUCUGUGUGUGGAUUACUGUUUUCCUCAAUGGGAUAUAUGGACAGCGUUUGUUAAUGAUUGUUUAAUACGAGCUGUCAAUUUAGAUUGUCUUCAUAACAGCCAUCCUAUAGAGGUGAAAGUUGGACAUCCAUCAGAAAUAGAUGAGAUAUUUGAUGGUAUAUCCUAUAGUAAAGGGGCUUCUAUUAUAAGAAUGUUGAGUGAUUAUUUAGGCAAUGAGGAUUUCCGUAAAGGUUUGAAUAUUUAUUUAAAUCGUCAUGCCUAUAAGAAUGCUGAAACGGAAGAUUUGUGGCAAGCUCUGGCAGAAGCCAGUGGUAAACCUGUCAAAUCUAUUAUGGAUACUUGGACUAAACAGAUGGGCUAUCCUGUCUUAAAGGUUGAAAGAAAACAAGAGAGUGAAAAAUGUAUAUUAAAUAUCAGUCAAAAUAGAUUUUUAGCAGAUGGCAAAAUAGGUGAAGGCGAGGAUUUGAAAUGGUUAGUUCCAAUUAGUAUUACAACUUCUACCUCACCUACCACCCCUGUUAAAACUAUUCUCUUAGAUCAAGAUUGUGUUACAGUUGAACUACCUGGUGUUACACAAUCUCAGUGGGUUAAGAUAAAUUCUGGUAGUGUUGGUGUCUAUAGGGUACAGUAUACCACUGAUAUGUUACAUAGUUUAAUACCAGCUAUUAAAGAUAAAACACUACCAUGUCGUGAUAGACUUGGACUUGAAGAAGAUCUUUUUGCUCUUUCGAGAGCAGGAUUCAUUUCUACAGUAGAUGUCUUAACAGUUAUCGAAGCCUAUACUAACGAAACAGUGUGUACAGUAUGGAAUACUCUAUCCAGUAACCUUAGUUCCCUAGCCAAUAUCUUACAAUACACAGAAUACUUUGAUAUCUACAAACAAUUUGUUAGAAAGCUAUUUAAACCUAUAGCUCAAAAACUAGGAUGGGAGGACAAGACAGGAGUGGAUGAAGCCAUAUUGCGUGGCAUUGUGUUAAAUAAAGUGGGUCGCUAUGGUGACGAAGCCACUGUAACAGAAGCUAGAAAGAGAUUUAAAGACCAUGUUUCUGGCAUCAAACCACUAGCUGCUGAUCUGAGAGGCUGUGUGUAUGGAACUGUUUUAACACAUGGGGAUGAGGAAGUGUUUAAUCAAAUGAUGCAGUUGUAUGAAAAGGCUGAGUUACAACAAGAACAAAGAAGAAUAUUGAUGAAUCUGGGAUCAAUUCAGGACGAAAAACUCAUUCAAAAAGUUUUAGACUUAGCUAUUUCUGAUAAGAUUAGAUAUCAAGAUACACCAUUAACACUAGGUGGCACCACAGGUACUAUCAAGGGGAGAGAUUUAGCUUGGAUAUUCUUGAAAACUCAUUGGAAUGACUUGAAGACCAGAUAUAAGUGUGGUCUGUUAACUCGACUUGUCCAGGCACCAACCUCCGGAUUUGCUACAGAAGAAAUGGCUAGAGAGAUAGAGGCUUUUUUUCAAGCCAAUCCAUCUCCAGGAACUGAGAGGACAGUACAACAAGUUAUAGAAAAUACCUGCAUACGGGCUGCCUGGUUAGAGCGGGAAAAACAACCGGUUGGCGAUUGGUUAAAGAAAAAUAUGGCUUAAUGUGAACUUAGUAUGACAUAUUUUUUGCAGGGUUCUCUACAAAUUUCAUCUUUUCAUACUUUCAUGUCUUAAAGUCAUAUUCCAAUAUUUUGUGACAGCCUCUAAUCUACUACACCACAUUCAAGGAAUAUGUCAGUAACCAUUGACUUUCAAUUUAAUAUUUUGGAAGCAGAGUCAAGGUAUUUGACUGUAUUGUCAAAAAAAAAUCAAAAAAAUCAGCACUUAAUUACAUUAAUAAAAAUAGGAAUACGGUUUUUGUUGAACUUUUAGGCAAUGUUUGUUACCAUAGAUAUCAAAAAUAAUACAUUUUAGUAUAUUACCCAAAAUACAUCAGGUUUUACCGUAUGGUAUCUUGAUACGCAUUUUAUCGUGGUAUGAUUAAAAAUAUAUAAAGUUAAUGAAAUUGAAUCAGUGUUAUAACAUCAUGAGGCAUAUUUCAUUAAUAAAGUGCCUUUAAUAGAUAUCAAUUAUAUGCAUAUUUGAUAGGAAAAAGACUUAAAGGGAUUGUAAAGAAUCACCAUUUUGCUAUGAUGGCCUCAAUAACAGUAAAGCAUUUCAACAGCUACAGACGUCUGAAAGAAAAUCAGAAAUAUGCAAUUGAAUACUGAAACCACUUUACAAUCCCUUUAACUUUCAUUGAAGGCAAUAUUUGUAAUUUUUAUAUUGGAUAACAGCAAAAUCGAGGUGCAAUACUCUUGAUGUUUUAGAUAUUUUAUGCUCAAAAAGUUAGUUAUGAAAUAAAACUUUGUAUUGGUUUUUUUUUUUUUUCUAUAGCCCUCUUCAUGAAUGUUAAAUUUAAAGUGUGUGAAUGACCUACAGUUGCGUUUGUAAUAUGCGAAAGAUGAGUGAAAAUAAAUCUUCUGUGUGCAUAUGAGUAAACAAUGGGACUUAUAUAAAAAAUUAAAAUGAUUUAUUUAGAAAUAAAUACAUUAAAAU
This is a messenger RNA of Lottia gigantea (owl limpet), 3682 nucleotides long. RefSeq lists its product as hypothetical. Lineage: Eukaryota; Metazoa; Mollusca; Gastropoda; Lottiidae. Gene Ontology annotation, cellular component: cytoplasm. Gene Ontology annotation, molecular function: metalloaminopeptidase activity; peptide binding; zinc ion binding. The record is from RefSeq and is a predicted model, not a curated record. Gene Ontology annotation, biological process: peptide catabolic process; proteolysis. Bases 119 to 2746 code for a protein of 875 amino acids. The transcript has 22 exons.